GGAGACCUAUAACAUAACAAUGGCUCAUUUACAGCGGGAUGAACGGAAUUUUACAGGGUCUCUUCCGGAUUUGAAAGCUUCGCUAAAAGCCACCGAGCAUCAGACAAAAGUUGUCGAUCAAAACAUAGCCACAGUCGAAGGCCACUUCCCCAAGAUCGUUAGCUCGCUUCAACGCUACGCAUACGGUACGGCGAAGCUUAGAGACAAGGGCGAUGAACUCUACAAGAGUAUUGCAGCAUAUGCAGAGAACGAAGCCCCAUCGAUGAAAGAAGGUUUGCAUGUUUUAGCGGAGUGUUUGGCCGCGGUACAAGACUAUAGAGACGCCGAAGUACACAGAAUCGAGGAAAAUAUGGUACAGAAGUUGAGUAUUUAUGAUACUAAAUGCAAGCAGGCAAGAAACGACGUUAAAAAUAGCUCGAGUCUUUGCUCUAAGGAAGUGAAGUCGUUUAAUUCACUGGAAAAGAUCCAAACGAAAUCAAGCGACCGAAGUCGUAUCGCACGAGCACAAGCCGAGUUCCAAAAAGCGUCUGGCGAAGCAAAUCGAUCACUCCGAGUUCUUCGCGAACAAAUGAACGAAUUCGAGAUGCAGAAAAUGAAAGAUAUAAAGACUAUUUUUACCGAUUUUAUUCGUUGUGAAAUGGAAGUUAGUGCAAGAUCGUUGGAGCUAUAUACGCGCGCGUUUCGCAGCAUUAACGGUAUAAGCGUAGACGAGGAUAUAAAUAGCUUCAACCAAUCAUUGCUAGUAAAACCUCCGACUUGGGGCUCGGCUCCGGCGCUAUCGUCAGUAGGUCGCUAUCCAAGCACACCAAACAUGGAGAAUGUACUCGAAGAAGAAGACCCUGAUCUAAACCGGACAAUGUAACAAAGAAAGCCUCGCAACUUUUUACGCAAACCUUAACUCAUGUUGUUUUAGCUAUUUAAACGGUGAUUCCAUGCUAUAAAAGAGUACAUUUUUAAUAGCGUAAUAUCGUAAAAAAACGGUGUAUAUCCCCCCGUAGUUUGUUGAGCUACGAAGCCAUUAGCUGAGUAUACGUGUCUAAAACGGUAUUGUCUUGGCUCCAAGGGUUGCUAACUUAACACGACGGAAGCAGCUAGCCUCUUUAUACACAAAAGGGUUCUAGAACAAAACAAAAACAUUGAUUUUUCAAUUGGUGCUGCUUCAUAUAUAGUUACAGUUUUACAAGCCUAUGAUGAAAUAAUAUUUUAAAAAGUAGAGUAUAAGUCUAAAGAGAAACAAUUAAAAGAUGAUUAAUUAUUAACAGUAAAAUAUUUUGAUAAUUUAUAAAGGGAUUAAAAAGUGAUAUGUAGGGUUGACAUAACUAAUUCUACACUCUGUUACUCGGUAAACUAGGGGAGCUUAUAAUAAUUAACAUUAACAAGUGGUUAUGCAAAUAAGACGAGUAAUAUAUGUUCUUUAUGUCCUUUUUUAGUCCGAAAACUUAUCAAGAUUUAUCAGGUGCAUAUUUCUAAACGUGGAAAACAAAAUAAAACAUAGUUUUAUUCAAAACAAAUAAACUAACCUUUUCUGUGUGUGUAUUUUGCAUAAGAUGAAAAUAAAUUAAACUGUUUCAAAA
Messenger RNA from Nematostella vectensis (starlet sea anemone), 1574 nucleotides. RefSeq names its product CBY1-interacting BAR domain-containing protein 1. NCBI's taxonomy places the organism in Eukaryota, Metazoa, Cnidaria, Anthozoa, Actiniaria, Edwardsiidae. Bases 20 to 862 code for a protein of 280 amino acids. Gene Ontology annotation, biological process: cilium assembly. The transcript has a single exon. Gene Ontology annotation, cellular component: ciliary basal body; ciliary transition zone. The record is from RefSeq and is a predicted model, not a curated record.